AUGCCAUAUGUUGCAGGAAUCUCCUUCAAUAGCCUCGCUCCCGGAAGCAAGGUCGCUGUUCAACUUCUUUCUAGCGAUGACAACAACUAUGCACAUACAUUCGAGGCGUCCGUGGACUCCGACCUGAAAUCAACGUUCCAGAGCAUUGCCAACGCUCUACCAGAGAAGUGCGAGCAAUUCACCCUUUCCUUACCCUCAAACAUUCGAGACGCCGAGCGCAAGGCUAUCCUUAGAGCCGCCCACACAGUCCGCAUCUUUCGAUACAUUGGGUACUCGGAAAAUAUACAGAUUGUGCAAAACGAGCUCAAGGUCGAUCCAACCCCCUUACGAAACGAAUUAGUCCUUGAAAUCACCCCCGAUGUCGCGAUCUCCAGGUUGGUUAGCACCGAGGUCGAGGAAGGAAUCCGUUCUUCAGAUCUGGCCAAGGAGAUUGUCAUCGAAAAUCCGGAGAACGCAGAUCUGCUGGCAGAACUUGUGGAACCAGCCCUGGAAACCCUUAAAACGACUCCCACCGACGCCGGCUCCGAGCUAAAACGCGUUGUGAUCGUCGGCGUAUCUCCUCUCAUCUCUCCAUUGGCUGAUAAAAUAACCUCGAAGCUGGAAGGCGUCGAGGUCAUCACGGCGUCCGAUCUGGCCAAAUACACUGCGAAGAAGGCCCUUUCCAGCUAUCACGAUUCUAUGGCAGAAAAGCUAGUAUUCAACGUUGUACCUCUCCGGGUCGGCAUUGUGAAGGCAGACGGCUACGUUGUCACCGCUUUAGCGCAAAAUGCCACCCUCCCUCAGGAAAAGUCUGUCCUUCUCACCACUUCCGAGGAUAAUCAGACCUCUGCCACGAUCAAUAUCGUCGUCGGUACCUCCCCAGUGGCCAAGGACAACACCUCAAUCGCCAAAAUUAAUCUAAGCGGUCUAAAAAGCAGAGCAAAAGGUGCCACCACUAUCAAGGUCAGCUUCUCCGUCGAAUUAGAGGGGAAGACCAUAAUCGUAGCCGAAGAAGUAGAGGAUGGAUCUCCGGUGGGUGCCAGAGCCAGCGUAGAGCUUGGAGAUGUAAUUGGAGACUUGAUUUGGGAUGAUGUCGAGGAUAUUCUAGCAGCCACUAACCCAACUUUCGAUGAGGUCGCCGUGACGGAGGCAGAAGACCUCUGGGCUGGCGAGGACGCUCAGGGAGAUUUGCCUGUGUAG
Messenger RNA from Psilocybe cubensis, 1179 nucleotides. RefSeq lists its product as uncharacterized. The transcript has a single exon. Gene Ontology annotation, molecular function: ATP binding; ATP-dependent protein folding chaperone. The record is from RefSeq and is a predicted model, not a curated record. NCBI's taxonomy places the organism in Eukaryota, Fungi, Basidiomycota, Agaricomycetes, Agaricales, Agrocybaceae. Bases 1 to 1179 code for a protein of 392 amino acids.